CGGUCGGUUGGUUGUACCUUGGCACUACCCGCGCUGCGUUCCGUUCGUGCGACCCAAACGAUACAUCAAGCGACUCACCUUUUCGCGCGCGAAGACAGUAAAGCAACUGUAUUUCCGCGCGCCUUCAAGUUUGUUGAGUGUCUAUUCGAUGUGUCUAUUCGAUCAUUUUUUGGCGAGUGUUCGCAACCUUAAUUAAUAACCCUGAUGAUCAAACGUCAGAAAUAGCCAAUUUAAUUUAUUUUAGUGUUGUGCUCCAUAUAUAUCACGUUGCACACUUUAACAAGACCCAAUUUAGUUUCGAUUGUCCGACUAUGUUCUAUUGGUCACGUGACACACACGGUCGACCAAUCCGUUUGAAGAACUCCGCUUGAAUUCGUUUACACGCGCACGUGAGCGCACGCACACAGCCUUGUUCUCUCGUGUACGCAUGUUGACGACGAAAAAUCGAAGUUGACUCUCGCGAACGGUGGCGAGAAUGCACAUGUUGUUUUAUAGGUACUGGCAUAUCCGGGUUAAAGACCGGUAUUGUUUUCUGGACAACGAUUAUCAAUAUCAGGAUCAUUUAUAUUUUUGCAACGCACGACGUCUGUAGCGACGUGACGACAAAGAAAAGCUCUCGAUCGGUUUCGAGACUCGCCUCGACUAGUUGUUCUUCAAUAGAAUCCACGUGGCCCAGGAAGAAGCAGCGAACGAGGUGAUGUUGCUGGAGUCGCGAGGCCUCGCCGGUCGGAAGAGAAACGGACUGACACUGACCUCGUUCGGCGGCAGUGGCGGUGGCGGUGGCGGAGGUGGUGGCGGUGGUGCCGGAGGAGCCGGCAGCGAGGAGGACGACGAGGAAUCUCGACAUCACCUCUACCUGGGCAGAAAGAUGCAAAGCGACGGCACCGCCGCCCCUGCGGUGCCACCGGGACUGUCGGGAUGUGCUGGCGAUGACGGCGACGAGAGCUCGAGCCCGUCGCCGAACAGCAGUCUUCUCAAUAAUAUCAAUAAUAACUGUAACUCGAAUCGACAAUGCGCGACCGACUUUAGCAUCGCCGCGAUUAUGGCGCGUGAUUCGCGUCAACAGCAGAUGCAACAACAACAACAACAACAACAGCAGCAACCACAAGCACAGCAACAUGUUCACAGACAUCCGCAGCAGCAGGCCGUCGGCGGUGGCAAGUUGCAUCAGCAUGAAAGGGAAGCCAGCGGUUCUGGGGUCGCUCGCGGUGCACCGCCGAUUCCCGAGACGAUCAAUGCGGAGGACGAGCCGGAAACGGACGACACCGGCAGCACGAGCGGCAACACCGUCUCGCCGGUAGUGAAUCCUCUGCUCCAGGAACGCUCAAACUGCGAGGAACUUAGACACGUAGUCUGUCACCUGGAGACCAAAGAUCUGUGGGACAAAUUCAACGAGCUCGGCACGGAGAUGAUCAUCACAAAGACCGGCAGGCGGAUGUUUCCGACGUGCCGCGUGUCCUUCAACGGGCUAAAGGCUGAUAGUCGGUAUGCGGUCCUGAUGGACAUUGUACCGGUCGACAACAAGAGGUAUCGGUACGCAUAUCACAGAAGCUGUUGGCUGGUAGCCGGGAAGGCGGACCCUCCGGCGCCACCCCGGCUGUACGUUCAUCCGGAUUCACCGUUCACAGGCGAACAGCUCCGAAAGCAGGUCGUAUCCUUUGAGAAAGUCAAGCUCACCAAUAACGACAUGGAUCGACACGGACACCUGGUGCUGAACUCGAUGCACAAGUAUCAACCGAGGAUCCACCUGGUGAAGCGGCCGGACUCGGGCACGGCGAAGCCGAUCGUGGACCUCGAGAAGGAGCCGCACAAGACCUUUAUAUUCCCGGAGGCCAUAUUCACCGCUGUCACCGCCUAUCAGAAUCAGCUCAUCACGAAGCUCAAGAUCGACAGUAAUCCCUUUGCUAAGGGCUUUCGGGAUUCUUCUCGUCUUACCGACUUCGAAAGUUUUCCUUUCAGGGAGACGAUGGAGUCGAUGCUGGCGGAACAGCAAUCGCUGAGGUUUCCGCAUCGACUGCCAUUCGAAAUGGAACAGCUCCAGGCGGGUGCAGUCAGCAAUCUCAGCCUGGAGGAGAAGGCCCUCUGGGCUGCUCGUUCUCAAAUGCUGCUGAGGGCGGCUGCGGCCGUAGCCGUCAGCAGUCCUUACGCUCAACUGGUCAACCCCACUCUGGUCUAUCCAGGUGUAUCGGCGGCGGGAACUAGCCAUCAGCAGCAGCAGCAGCAUCAGCAGCAACAGCAACAGCAGCAACUGGGCCAUCUGUGGUGGGCGGCGUCGUCGAUCGGACCCAUCUUCGCAGCGGCGCACCAUCAGCAGCAGAUCGCAUCUGGGUCCAGCACCCAGCAGAAUCCGACGGGACCCGCAGCACCGCGACCACUCUAUCCCUCACCCCUCGUGCUAGCUCACCACCGAUUUUCGCCGUAUCACACCACAGCGACUGUUCCCAAGUCCUCAACACCUGCUGCGCCAUCACCGUCACCGUCCAGAAGAGCCACGCCAUCGCCUACGGACAGUCUCAGCAGGGAGGCUCAGGACCUCUCGCCUUCGUAGUCGUUGGCUUAUAAGUGACUUUUCUAGGAAAAUAUCAGUCACUAUUUCAGUGUGAACAAAAUUAUGAGUGAGGUUGGCAGACUUUCUGUUUACAGCGAGACGAAAGCCAAUUUCUCUCCUUAGGAAACAAAAAAAUUCCAGAUAUAGUAGCGGUCCUUUUACAGGCAAGUGUUCAGAAACUUUUUUUUUAUGUACUAAAAGAUUUUUCUAGAGUAACACACCCUGAAGGAUAGUUUAAUUAUUCAUGGAUACGUUCACAAACCGUGCGACGAAAUAUGUAGUGAGACAACAAUCGUGCUUUACGAUAUUUAUUCUUCACAAAAAUGCAAAAAAUUAGUGCGUGAUAAAAGUUGAUUUUCUCUGCGCGCCGUUUUUGUAUUUAAAUCGCAUUUGUUAUAGACAAGUUCUGUACUUUUUACUUUUCUCUUUGUUAAAGCCGAUAAUGAUCGAAAAUUAAAGACGUAAAGUGCUUAAACAAAUACUGUUGAUUAUUUGUUAUUACCCACGUUUACUAUUAAUCAUUUUUGUUAGGUUUCAGAUUAAGUUAUUUUGUUUUAUAUUUAUAAAAAAAAUUAUUUUUUUGUGAUAAAAGAAAAAGAGACAAUUUUCUUUUUUAGCAAAAUAUACGUGCAAUACAUUAUGUGGUAGUAAAUUAUAAUCGUGUUUCUAAAAUUCGAAAAAGGAGCCGGUCUCCUCUUUUUAUCGGAUGAUAAAUGCAAUACGGUUAUAAAAAAAAAAAAAUAAAACUUAUAUAUAUAAACUUGCGGAUAACGUGACGAUAUGUUAUAAAAAGUCUUCGCACCGAAGAUCAACUUUCAUCGCGUGUGUCAGAACAUCCAUACAGUGAGCAUCGGGUGUAACGCCGAAAUCGACUCGGAACUCUAAAUAACGACGAUAAUUGUGGUGUCAAAAGUUUUAAGACAGCGCGAGUCGUCGUUGCUUCGACGCGCUCAUCGAUGUGAGAGCGGGAAAGAAAUACACGCUUUACGCUCGCCGGUCUCGGCUGAACUCUCGACCUUUGACGAGCGAGGUAGCGAGCGGACACAGAAAACUCCCAGAGUCCUCACGUGACUCAACGAUUUCUGUUGUCUCUUGACUGGAUCCUGGGAUCGCGAGAGGAUUCGAAUCUAUAAGUGUAUAUCUCGUUUUGGAAACCAAUAGAUCCAACCGUGAUCAUGAUAAGGAUGUAUUUAGCGAUACACUUCGGAGAGGAAUCGCUACGAUGAAAUAUUGUUACGCAGAAAUUUGUUACGCAUGAAGACUUCAGAGCUAUUCUAAGGUAUUUCGUACCUCUAAGUUCACAUUUUUACAUUUGCAAAAAUUUGUUAUACCUAAAUAUGUACAUAUAUAUACAGCGAAACUAAAGUAUUCGUAUUUUUAAGUGUAUAUAGUUUUAUAUAUUUGCAGAAAUUUGUUACAUAUGCACGUUUAGUCAAAAAUUUAAUUAUUAGUCGUGUCUUAUCUUUAAGUUUUAUUAUUUUCAUGCAGUAUAUUUGUUCUUAUUUCUUCUUUUAUUUUUAUUCAAAAUAAAACUCUCGACGACGCUACGUUAAUUUUGUGUGGUAAUUUUUCAAAAAGACAAGCUUUACAAAGAGAUUUAUGCAGUUUUGUAGUAAUUUGACAGUAUAGCAACAAAAUUGUUGAUUUCACAUUUUUACAUUUCAUUAAAGCUUGAAAAUUUUUUUUUUUACGCAUUAUGUAUCGUUUAAUUAUAUUGCGAAGAAAAUUGUAACUUAAUUUAACUUAUUUGAAAGUUGUGAGCGAGCGAUAGCAAAGAUCACGGCAAACUUUAGCACAAAGUUGCACGAAUGAAAAGAAAUACGAAUGCAAUGUAAAUAUAUAUAACGAUCUUGGUUCUCAAGGUGGCGUAAUUGCCGUACAUAAUACCGUGCAUAUAUGCAUCUUUAAAGGUAACUAAGUUGUGCGGACUAAAGUCUCUAAUUGUAUAUAGAUAUAGAUAUAAAUAUAUAUAUAUAUAUAUAUGUGUGUGUAUAUAUAUAUAUAUAUAUAUUAUAUAUACACUUGCGAUGUAAGGUAACUACGCCUUUAUCUCCUGUAAUAUAAGCUGUAUAUUUCGUAUCACGAGCUAUUGUUAUCGUUAUUUAUGUUCCAUAUUUCGAACGCGGAGAAACGUCAAGCGCGGAGCGCGUUCUUUUCGAUUAACGAACAAAUCUGGUAUCUUGACGAGAAUCAGAAAUUUCAAAGUUCUGUGGAUUUUCAGAUAAAUCGAGAUACAAAUUUAAUGGGCGACAAUUUUUGCGCGUUCUCCGCGAGAACCUGAAAAAUUAUUAUCCGGCAUCUAAUAGUAGUGUAGAGUGUUAUAUUGUUAAUGCUUGUGUUGUGCAAAACGCAUACGCCUAUUGCUAUGCAAGCUCAGAGAAAAAACGAGAGAGAGCGAGAGAGAGCGAGAGAGAGAGAGAGAGAGAGAGAGAGAGAAAGAGAGAAAAAGAGAGAUAUUAUUAUCCCUCCCUUGUAAAUAUACCCUAAUAAAACUCUUGUACCGAG
Messenger RNA from Pseudomyrmex gracilis, 5053 nucleotides. RefSeq names its product T-box transcription factor TBX20-like. Gene Ontology annotation, cellular component: nucleus. Gene Ontology annotation, molecular function: RNA polymerase II cis-regulatory region sequence-specific DNA binding; DNA-binding transcription factor activity, RNA polymerase II-specific. Gene Ontology annotation, biological process: cell fate specification; heart development; positive regulation of DNA-templated transcription. Bases 698 to 2548 code for a protein of 616 amino acids. The transcript has 6 exons. NCBI's taxonomy places the organism in Eukaryota, Metazoa, Arthropoda, Insecta, Hymenoptera, Formicidae. The record is from RefSeq and is a predicted model, not a curated record.